Anthonomus grandis grandis is the source of this 830-nucleotide messenger RNA. RefSeq lists its product as uncharacterized. Bases 66 to 770 code for a protein of 234 amino acids. Lineage: Eukaryota; Metazoa; Arthropoda; Insecta; Coleoptera; Curculionidae. The record is from RefSeq and is a predicted model, not a curated record. The transcript is spliced from 2 exons.
GACUUUUAGCAAUCGUCAAAAUUAAAUAAUUAUUGUUUAUUUAAUUGCCUUUUUUUUCGUGAAUUAUGAAGCCAUCUUCCCGUUGUUCUUGCGAUAAGGCGACUUAUUAUUCAAAUGGAGUCCUCGUAGGCAACUGGUUGGAAGAACGUGUGGGGAGCUACAAAAAGAAUCGAUACAAUCAUGUGAGCAUCUACAACUACGAUUUUACUCCUAAAAAAGCUAUAGAUAAAGCAGAAAACGAGGAUUUAAGAAAUAGGAUUCAAAUUAAGUCAGAGCAUGGGGAUAAUAUAGACUCGGGCGGGAAAAGUGAUGAAGGACCAAACUAUUUUGAUAAUUUUGUCACCACUUAUGAUUUGGCUUAUCAGUAUUUUCCAAGGUGGAUACCUGGGACUAUUAAUAGAGUUAUGAGAUUUCGCUUACUUAAAUACGAACCAACCGAAGAAUACUUAAACCCUUUUGGCAACUUAACAACAAGAAACCACCUCACUGAUGAGAAGCAAGAAGAAUGGGUGUGCGAUGUAUUGGAUCCAAGAAGACCGACAACGUCAAUCGCCAAAGCUGAUUAUAUUAAAUACGACACCCAAGCUUAUAAAGUGCAAAAGUGGCCUUUAAUAAAACCUGUGAAAAUAAAAUGCGGGAUUGCCACAGAGACUGUUUACCGACCGUGGCCUCCGGAUCAUCCGCGAAGUUUAGAAAAUAGGGUUAACCCUAUAACUUGGGAGGGAGGAGCUGAACCUGAUAAUGAAAACAAUUGUGUUUGUAAGCCUUAAUAAAUAUUAUCUGAUGUACAUAAACGAAAUAAAAAAAAAGUCAUCAUAUUUGAUAAAAGC